This is a messenger RNA of Phaedon cochleariae (mustard beetle), 681 nucleotides long. The record is from the annotation of a GenBank genome assembly. Lineage: Eukaryota; Metazoa; Arthropoda; Insecta; Coleoptera; Chrysomelidae.
AUGACUACAACCCUAAGCGACAACCCUUUGACGAGACGAAGUCUUGAAUGGGACGCGUGUAUAUAUAGGGAUAUAGGGACCAUUCACCUCCGGUCGGGCUGCAUCUUAGCAAAAAAAACAGAGAGUGCGGUGACCACCUGUGACUGUUCAGUGCCUUGCACCCUGGCGGAUUUAAAAAGUGACUCAGUUCGGAGGUGGGUAGACAGCCAGCCCUCGCCCACUCUCCCCAAAGACAAUUCGAAGCCCUUCAAGGGCAGCACCAUCAACAACAACACCUUGGACUUCUGGAGCCCCACCUGCAGCAUGCCGAUGCUGCUGCAGCAGCCGCCCGGUCACGUGAUCCUCUCCUCGCACGAGACCGACCAACCGUUGGACUUCACCAUGUCGAAGUUCAAGACCAAAGGUUCCGCGACGGUCGCCUCGCAGCUGAAGCAGUUCGGCAGCUUCACUGCCCAGCAGCAGAUGAUGCUGCUGCAGAACAACGGGCUGUACUACAACAGGAGCAACAAUAAUAAGAGCUUCACGAGGGGCAGUACGCCGUCUUCGAGUAGUUCUGAGGAGGAUGGAGUGGGACCGCCGGUUGGGUCCCCUAGGUCGCCGCCCUUGAGUCCCCUACAGCCCAGGAGAGAUGGACUACACUUGCUAGAGAACAUUACGGGAGAUCCGAAUCAGUAUGAAUGA